UAAUUUUGUUGUAUCCCCGCGGCAGAUGAUGGAAGAUGAAUGAAGCGACAAGCUAGCAGUUAGCUAGCUGAAAACAAUAUCACAGCAUAUAAACUGGCGCUAAUAUGCCGAAACAGCGAAUUUAUCAAUAAUAAAGAUAUUUGAGAACUGUGUGGAGGACCUCCUUACCAGAUUCGCAUGCUUGGCACCUAAACUAAGCCGGACAGCCAGUUGGUCGAGGAGGUGUUGCUAAUAACAAACGUUAGCAUGUACAGUGAGGAUCUACUUGGAGUGUAUUCAAGAUUGCAACUGUCUGAAUCAAGGGGAAAUACACCAACUCCUGAGGGCUGAGGCAGCUGUGCCACCAUGUACCCGAGCUCUAACUUACCCAUAAAGCCCAGCUGCAACAGCAGCAGCAUCACUGAGCUGCUGGGCGCUCUCUGUGACUCCAGCCUGUCCGGGGUAUCAUGGAAGCGCCGUGCCCUUGGAGGACUCUCAAGAGAGGGUUUCUGCAGAGCUCUCAAGAGGUGUGCCUACGGUGUCCUGCUGUCCAAGCUAUUUCAAGAUGGCACCAAAGGGUCUGCCUCAGGACCGAGUGCCACAGCUAAUACACCACCCAGAAACAAAGUCCUGAUGAUAUGUUUUGACCUGCGGGUGUCAGGGUGCCGAGAGGAAGCGGAGAGGUUGGAGGAGCAGCUGGAGAGGCUGCCGGAAGGAGAAUCAUCCGGCCUGAAGGAAGUGGAUGCGGUUCUAGAGCUCCUGGUGCACCUAGCUGGUUCAGCACCACCUCCACCUACUUCUUUCAGCAGGGACUACAUGAGACGAGAGAGACCCGUGCUCCGAAGGCCCCAACCCUGGGGCUAUCAGAGCGAGGAGCUGCAGAGGCUAGAGGCUCGUGCGUGGGGUCUAGUGUGUGGGGAGGAAUGGGGGACUUUGGAGAGUUUGUGUGGAUCUCAGAGGUUGAUGGAUGCCCCUCCGGGAUCAGGACUGCUGGGUCUGAGGACAAAAUCUGAAUCAGAAGAAAGAUUUGAGAGGGAGACCAGGAUGACACUGUUUGGAGCACUGCAGCACACUCGCACCUCAGACAUAGACAUCAGACUGGACCUGCCUCCCGUGCCCAGUAAUAUUGAUGUAACUGGGCUGACUAUAAGGGUCCCCUCUUUUUUAGACCAAUCUGAGGAUGAGGGAUUCCAGUCAUCUUCCAACCUGACCCCAGACUCUCAGUCAGAGCCCAGCUCUAUUCCAGACUUUGAUAUAUGGGAAGCUCUCCGCACAUUUGAGCCUGGAAAGCGUCGCUGCUGGGAGUCUGUUGGCUGCCCACCAGGAAAAAGGGAGUCUCUCUAUCUAACAGAGGGAGGCAGGGAGGCCUUUGACCAACUCUAUCGUCUGUGGGAGGGGGAGAUGAGGGUGGUCAGUACCAGCACACCCUCUCCUCUUCUCCCGCUGCCCCUGGACUCUCAGACACAGCUGGUGUCCGACCUUCUCAAUGUCUUGAUCGGAGUGGCGUCCACGACCUUCCCUCUGAACCAGAGCAUUCAGUUUGACGUCAGACCUGGUGUGUGCGUGUCAGGAGCCUCUCCAGAGAGUGUGUCUCGACUCCUGGGGGAGCUGGCCCAGUACGGCACCUACUACUUGAGGCUUAGCCGCUUUUCUCUGCAGAGUGCUGACAAAAAAGGCCUUGUGUUUCAGGCGUUUACAGGUGGUCUGCGAAAGUAUCUGCACUACUACAGGGCUUGUGUUCUCAGCACUCCACCCACCCUCAGCCUGUUGACCAUCGGCUUCCUCUUCCGCAAAGUGGGCCGCCAGCUAAGGUACCUGUCAGAACUGUGCUGUGUAGACGGGCCUUUGGGUGCAGGCCAGGCUACCUUCCCUGUGGGUGUUAAACUGCUGUCCUACCUGUACAAUGAAGCACAGAAUAACUGCAGCAAUGAAAACUAUCCGGUCCUGCUGUCACUGCUGAAGAGCAGCUGUGAGCCUUAUACACGAUUUGUGUCAGACUGGGUCUAUAGUGGCGUGUUUCGAGACGUUUAUGGGGAAUUCAUGAUCCAGGUCAAUGAGGAGUAUCUCAGUUUCAGAGAUAAACACUUCUGGGUCCAAGGCUACACUCUGAUCUCAAAGGAUGUGGAGGACUGUGUGCCCCUCUUCCUGAGACACAUUGCCAAUGACGUAUACGUCUGUGGGAAGACCAUCAACCUCCUCAAGAUCUGCUGCCCGCAGCACUACAUCUGCUGGUCGGAGCUGCCGGUGCCUCGCAUUUCUGUCACCUUCUCCCUCGAGGAGGUGGAGGAGAUCGAGAGGGACUGUGCUGUGUACCGCGGACGCCUCGAGAGGAUUGCUAAGCACAGCGCCAUGAGCAGGGAGGAGCAAGCCCAGAGAGCAGAGCAGGCACGCCAGGAGCUGAUCAAUCAGGUCAGGGAGUCGGUUGCCCAAACCCUGGAGAGCAUCCGUGGGCGCCAGGUGUCACAACGUCUGGCUGAGGAGGCCAAGAAGCGGGAGCGUUUUGUUGAGCUGAAACAGCACCUGGAGCAGGAGCAAGAGUGGCGAAGUUCAGCCAAGAAGAAGCAGGAGGACGAUGACUUCAGCUUUGCCAGAGAGGUGAGGGACAGAGAGAAGAGACUACAAGCCCUGGAGGAGCAACUGGAGCAGAGAGCCAGGAAGGAGCUGAUUGCUCAGUACAGCCGUCUGUCAGAGGAAGCAGCUCGCAGAGAGAGGCGGGCUAUGUGGCGGGUGCAGAGAAUGAGGCUUGAAGAAGCCCGGGUUCAGUUCUUCAUGCAUGACAGGCAGCAGACUGAGGCAAUACUCGAGAAAUAUCCUUUAGGCCAGCAGGGACCUCCUGUGGAAGUAUUGCCAUCUGUUUCCUCAGCACAACAGACUGCGCCACAAUCAACACGAAAACCUCCCACUCAGGAGCCGUCUGAUGAACAGCAGCCAGCAGACACUCAAGAUGCAGAUGCUGCACCUCCCCCACCUGACCCGUCUUCAUCCAACUUUACAGUGGAUCCUGUCCUCAUCUCUGAGAACAUUGACAUCAAUGAUUUUCUCCCUAAAUCUCCAAACCCUGACAGUCAGCAGGUGGACAUGGCCCUACAGGAUAUCGGCUCUGACCUACCUGAAGUGUGUCCUACAGCACAACUAGUUGAAUAUGACUUCAGUGCCCCCUUUAGUCCACUUGAGGGUAUAACUGGCCAAGCGUCAACCCAGCCCCGGCCUCGCUGGGGACCUGUGGUCCAGCCUGACUUGAUCCAAAACCACCCUUCUUUUUCCCACAUUCCCUUAGGAGAGAACAUGUCUCAAAUCCAGGAGGGUCUCCCCAGAGCGAGCCCCUUUGGCCAAGCCUCCAAAUCCAGCUUUCCCAUUGGCCAGUACACCCCAGAGGAGCCCCAAUAUACAUUUAAACCAAGCGUGUAUGGACAUCCUUCUCAAGCCUCAUUGCAGCUUGUAGAUGGGGGUGGCUCAAUGAUGGACAACACACAGGCGGGAGUUGUAUCUGUGACUGAACAGAAGACCGGAAUGGUGAGUUUGGAAAGUAAAAUGGAGGGAAAUGAAGAUGAAGGUAAAUCUGUUGAGAUAAGACAACAAGAUCAUUUGGUAGAGCAAAGUUGCAAGGACGAUGAUCACCAAAAAGUAGCGACCAACAUUUCUGCAAGCAUUCAAGACCACAGCUCAGAUGUUCAAGAUAAAGCUGGUGAAAAGGUUUCUUUGCCAGAUAUAAGCGCAGGUCUGAAAGGUGGUGAGCUGGUUUCAGAUGAGGUUGCCCAACAGCCUUCACCUAGCAUCCAUGGCCAUUCCUCUGAUGCUCAUAUAAAGGUCGGACAGUUUGUACCAGAGGUAACGGCUCCUCUUCCAUCCCCUAACGUCCACGGUCAUGCCUCAGAUUCACACAUCAAGAUCGGAGAUCAUGUUUCAGAAGUUGAUGCCCCUCUACCCUUCUCUAACAUUCACGGUCACUCAUCUGAUGCGCAUAUUAAAGUUGGCCAAAACGUGUCAGAAUUUGUUGCUCCUUUUCCUACUCAAAAUAUCCACGGUCAUGCUUCAGAUGCACAUAUCAAAAUUGGUGAGCAUGUUUCUGAUGUAGUUGCCCCUCUGCCCACUGCCAGUGUCCACGGUCACAGUUCAGAUGCUCACAUUAAAGUUGGAGAAAACAUCUCGGAUGUUGUUGCACAACUUCCCUCUCCCAGCAUCCAUGGUCACUCCUCGGAUGCUAAUAUAAAAGUUGGCGAGUUUAUGUCUAACAUACCUGAAGAAAGACCUCGUUCUAGUAAAUUCGGGCAUUCCUCAGACUGCAUCCUUCAAACAGGCUGUGUGGUGUCUGGAUCUGAACCCGCCUUGUCUGCUUUACCUGGAAGCUCUUAUGGUCACUCCUCAGACUCGACGUUGGGUAUCGGAUGUUUAGUUUCAGGAGAUGAACCCAAACCUUCUCCUCUACCUGGCAGUGCCCAUGGUCAUUCAUCAGACUCAAAUUUAGGCGCCGGAUGUCUUGUGUCCAAAACGGAUCUUCUUCCAUCCCCACUGCCUGGCAGCGCCUAUGGCCACUCUUCUGAUUCAACACUGGGGGUGGGCUGUGUGGUGUUGGGGACAGAGCCACAAGCUUCUGUACUACCAGGAAGUGCUUAUGGCCACUCAUCAGAUUCUUCACUUGCAGUCGGGUGCGUGGUGAAGGACAAGGGCAGUGGAAAUCAGCAGAGGGCGGAAGACAAUGAAGAUGGUAAAGGUUUUCAGUCGGACAGCCCUGGUGAGCAGCUGGCUGAGAGCAUGGGGUCCUGGGCGGCGGCCUUUGGUGUGUCCCCUGGAGAAAAGUCUGAGCAGGAAUACCUCUUAGCUUUGUCCGCUCAGUACCAGGUGGAACACUACGAAGACUGCUUCAACCUAAUGGCUUCGUCCCCUGAGUGUCAGCUGCUGAAGCAGGUAACUCGGGGCCCCUGGGGCCUUCCCAUGGACCCGACGCUCCGCAGAGCCACAGACACCACUGCUGUCCAACUCAGUGAGAUGGUUUCUCUGCCAGUUCUGAUAAAACACUCUGUCACUGCCCCGCUCAUCACACAUGUGUCUUUGGUGAACAAGGCGGUGGUGGACUAUUUCUUUGUGGAGUUGGGGGUGGAGAGACACUUCGAGGCACUGCGCCACUUCUUGCUGAUGGAGGACGGCGAAUUUGCACAGUCCCUCAGUGAUCUGCUCUUUGAGAAGCUGGGCAGCGGCCAGACUCCCGGCGAGCUGCUGACCCCCCUGGUGCUGAACUCCAUCCUCAGCAAGGCCCUGCAGUACAGCUUACAUGGGGACACCCCGCUGGCUGGCAACUUCACCUUCGCCCUGCGCUUCCUCCCAGAGACCUUCCAUCCACACGCCCCCGAUUCCCUCAACUGUCUGGAGCUGCGCUACAAGGUGGACUGGCCGUUGAACAUCAUCAUCACGGACAGCUGCAUGAACAAGUACAACCGCCUGUUCUCGUUCCUGUUGCAGCUCAAACACAUGGUGUGGAGCCUCCGAGAGGUCUGGUUCCACCUCAAGCGGACAGCGCUGGUAAAAGGAGCCGGCCGCUCUGUGCAGUUCCGUCAGCUGCAGCUGUACAGACACGAGAUGCAGCAUUUUGUCAAGGUGAUCCAGGGGUACAUCGCCAACCAGAUCCUGCAAGUGUCCUGGAGCGAGUUCACAGCCAAGCUGGCCACUGCCAGCGACCUGGACGCUAUCCACCGCACACAUGCAGACUACCUCAACAGAGCCAUCUUCAGGGGUCUGCUUACAGAGAAAGCGGCUCCAGUCAUGAACAUCAUCCACAGCAUCUUCAGCCUCAUCCUCAAGUUUCGAGCCCAGCUAAUCGCUCAGCCCUGGGAGAGCCAGCAGGGGGAGGCAGUGCACCCCAGCUUCAUUGCCAUGCAGCAGUCAUACAACACCUUCAAGUAUUACUCCCACUUUCUUUUCAAAGUGGUGACCAAGCUGGUGAACAGAGGCUACCAGCCUCAUCUGGAGGAUUUCCUCCUUCGCAUAAACUUCAACAACUACUACAAAGACUCCUGAGCUGUCCUGCUGCUUUGUAUGCAUUUUGCGCAUGAGUAUGAGUGCUUGGCACAAGCAAAUACGAUAAUUACCCAAUGCACCACAGUGUACCAUUUGUGUUUACACCUUUAGAAUCUCCUCUGUGUUUUAUAUGGCAGAUAAUUACACACAUGUAAUAAAUGAAGUUCUAAAAUGCAUUUAAAAACCCACUUGUACUUUAUAGGUUAUUUACAUUCAGGCUAGUUUAGGCAAUCAUUUUGAACGACGUGUUUAUAAGCUUGUGGAAUGGCUUCACGUCUGAAAGUGUACGCUGCCAAAGUUUGCAACUGAGAUAAAGCAAGAUGUCUGCUGUAAAGCCGCUCAUGCUCAGGUGUGCCUCCAGCUGUCUAGAUUCUAAGUGCAUUUAAGUUAAAUGACAAUUAUAUGUAAAUACAAAUGCUUUGUUUAAUAAAUGUUUUAUUCUCUCUGGCAA
Molecule: messenger RNA, 6442 nt
Organism: Acanthopagrus latus (yellowfin seabream)
Lineage: Eukaryota; Metazoa; Chordata; Actinopteri; Spariformes; Sparidae
Gene: tubgcp6
Product: tubulin, gamma complex associated protein 6
Exons: 25
Coding region: 346-5991 (1881 amino acids)
Biological process (GO): mitotic cell cycle; meiotic cell cycle; cytoplasmic microtubule organization
Cellular component (GO): spindle pole; centrosome; equatorial microtubule organizing center
Molecular function (GO): gamma-tubulin binding; microtubule minus-end binding
Source: RefSeq, a predicted model, not a curated record